Molecule: messenger RNA, 1173 nt
Organism: Miniopterus natalensis
Lineage: Eukaryota; Metazoa; Chordata; Mammalia; Chiroptera; Miniopteridae
Source: RefSeq, a predicted model, not a curated record
AUGUCUGGGAAGAGGGCUCCGCGGACCCCCGGCGGCCUUUGGGCAGCAGCUGUGAUGGUGGGGCUGGCGGUGCUCAUUGCCCCAGGGGCUGAGGGCAGAGACUCUCCAGGCCAGGCCGAAAGCGAGAGGAGCCUUGUGGAGGGGCGGCGAGAACUGCUCUGGCUCUUAGAUUCCUCAGUGUUACCUGCUGAGGGCUGUAGAGACGGGCCGCGCGAGGACACUGCUUCGGAGGAGAUGUGGCGGUCACUGCUGUCCUGCUUUGUUGGACGUGGAAAGUCUACUGAUCACACGCUUGCUCGGGCUGAUGAAGUGGCCCAGGUCGGAUGGUCCCCCCGUCUGGGGGUCCAGGGACGGCACAGGGAGGCUGUCCCCGGGGAGGCCUGCUGGUGCUCUCACAUCUCACUGCCUUUCCUGUCUGUUACUCCCCCAGUGGCGCCCACGGUGACCGUCUCCCCAGCCAAGAGAGAGGCUCUCAACCACCACAACCUGCUGGUGUGCUCGGUGACGGACUUCUAUCCAAGCCAGGUCAAAGUUCGGUGGUUCCGGAACGACCAGGAGGAGACAGGCGAUGCCGUGUCCGCCACCCCCCUUAUUAGGAACGGGGACUGGACCUACCAGAUCCUGGUGAUGCUGGAAAUGACCCCCCAGCGAGGAGACGUCUACACCUGCCACGUGGAGCACCCCAGCCUCCAGAGCCCCGUAACAGUGCAGUGGCGGGCACAGUCUGAAUCUGCCAGGAGCAAGAUGCUGAGUGGCGUCGGGGGCUUGGUGCUGGGGCUGAUCUUCCUCAGCCUGGGCCUUGUCAUCCGUCACAGGAAACAGAAGGGGCUCCUGCGCUGACUCCUGAGGGUACUUUGACUGGGACUGGCUGUGUUUCUUCCGAUAUGCCUGCUUGUCCUCACCCAGAAUUCCAGCUGCCUGGCAGCCUGUCCCCUGAGAUCAGAGCCCUACAGUGACUCUGAGGCAGGUGGCCGUCAUCCCCUGUGACCCCCACCCAAGGAUGCUGCCUCCUGCACUGACUUUGAGCCCCUGCCCAUCCCUGCCAAGGCAUUUUUCUGUUUCCACCCUUCCCCUCCCCUUCCCCCGCCCCCAACUGUUCAGGAGAAGCACACUGAAAUCAAUUACCUGCCUACAGAGCUUUUUAUCAUAAUUAAACAUUAUGAGUUGUCUGUU